This is a messenger RNA of Pyricularia grisea, 897 nucleotides long. RefSeq lists its product as uncharacterized. The record is from RefSeq and is a predicted model, not a curated record. Bases 1 to 897 code for a protein of 298 amino acids. The transcript has a single exon. NCBI's taxonomy places the organism in Eukaryota, Fungi, Ascomycota, Sordariomycetes, Magnaporthales, Pyriculariaceae.
AUGUUCAGCAGAAACAACGACGUCGGUAACGGCCAGGAACCGCAUCCUGUUCGGGGCCCCAUCACGGGCUUCGCAGGACUAGUCAGGCUCAUCCAGGCAAUCUGCGCGGAUCCAAUACCAGCUGAUCAGCCAAUCUCACCAGAUCGACUAGGCGACUUUACCGUCGAGAUCGCUCGCUGCUCACAACAGCUGCCCCCACACCUGACUCGACACACCACGAGCUUUCUCCAGACCUGGCGCGUCGGGGGCUAUGGCAGCAGCGCAGAAGACGUAUAUAGAGUGACAAUCCACGCACUCUUGUGGGACCGAAGCAAGGAGCCAUUGCUCUUUCUCGAUGGCUACUUCAAUGCGAAGGCUGGCUGGAUGCUCCUGGAAACUGUAUACUUUGCUUCCGAAGAAGGCAUUUGGGAUCGACUCCGCAGCGGCGCCGACCUCGACAUCCCAGCAUCCGAUUUUAUAUCCAUGAUAUGGGCAAGCAUGAUCAAGAAGCUCGACCUACGGGCCAGUGAGGUGGUCCUUCAUAACGUGGCCUUUGUACACAUCACGAACCCUUCCGUCCACCGACUGUGCCGAGUGUUUGCAAACCUUGUGAACUCCAGCUUCGGCCACGUCGACCGUCCAACCGCGCCGGUGCAGGAUAGGACCAACCCGCGGCAGGGACUGGGAAUUGUCGGUUUCGAGGACUUUUUCAGUUUGGCGCCGUGCAAAACUAUCCUUCUCGGCAUGAUUGAGCACCAGGCUGUAUUCAGGGAUCGUAUGCCGGUUAGGGUCGGUUGGCGCUACGAGCGUGAUGGGAAGGUUGGGCCAGAGUGGGACACAGCUAUCGUGGUGCGCAUGGGUUCAUAUUUCAGGAGGUUCUCGAACUCGCCUUUCGCCAUACUUCCAGCCAAUUCAUAA